CUUGCCAAGAUGUUUCCAUUUUGCGCCCUCAGUUGCUGCCCGCCAUGAAAGCAGGGCGCCGAGUUCAAUUGUCAAAUAAAAGGUUUGCUCAUCCAGGUGCUUCAAACAAGUUCUAGGUGUUGGAAUGCCGAAGCUGCCAGCUGCAUGCGGGUGCGUUGGUGCAAUUAGCCGGUCCCUGAUCCGGUGAAAACCUAUAUAACGAUACAGGCAUCCCGCUGGAUACCGCUGCCAUCAUGUCAUCGGUGCUAGAAGGCAUUUUAUACGGCUUUUCGGUUCUCAUGUUCAUAGGUACCAUCUGGAUAAUCACCUACAAACGUCGCAUAAGGGUCGUCAACCGGCCAGCUGCUGCAGUGGCCACCUUGCUAUUCUUGCUAAGUACCGCGCAUAUGGUCAUAGGCAUCAUUCGUCUUGAAGAUGGGCUAGUGAAGUAUCGUGACACGUUCCCAGGCGGCCCAGCGGCGUUCUUUGCAGACAUUUCCAAAAAAACGUUUGUGGUCAAGAAUGCGAUACUCGCCUUACACACUCUGCUUGGCGACGGGAUCGUGAUUUACAGGUGUUACGUUGUUUGGCAAUCUGUCUGGGUUAUCAUCCUACCAAGCAUGAUGUGGUGCGGUGUCGCAGUGUUUGGUGUUUUUGCGGCCUGCAACUUUUCGCAAGCAUCGACUGACAUGAAUAUCUUCACCGAGAAGACUGGACAUUUGAUAGCGACGUUCAUGACCUUGACACUUGCAACCAAUUUGCUCAGUUCAGGAUUGCUGGCAUAUCGCAUCCGGAUGGGCGAACGCAAGGUCUCGGCAAUUCGCACUACAAAGGGGAGAAUGCCUUUAUUGCGCGUGCUUGUAGAUGCUGCUAUUUUAUACUCUGCGACGCUAUGCUCCUCACUAAUAUGUUUCGCUCUGUCGAACAAUGGACUGUAUGUCAUGGCAGACUUGAACGUCCCGAUUAUCUCGAUUACCUUCUACAUGGUGUUCAUCCGCAUCGCGAGCAGUCAAUACAAUCAAGACUCGACUCUUGGAGGGACAAGUGAGAUAGAACGAAGAAAUUCGCAGCAAUAUAAUAUGCAGCCUUUGCAAGGUAUAUGGAGUAUACCCCCGGGUACUGAUGUAUCCUUCUCCUCUGGUGGCACAAAAUUAAUACAUACAUUAGUGUAGUUAUCUAGAUUAUGUACCCCCGCACAUAAAGCUAUCCUCCGUCUUCAAUUUAACAAGCUUUCAGAC
Suillus clintonianus is the source of this 1217-nucleotide messenger RNA. RefSeq lists its product as uncharacterized. NCBI's taxonomy places the organism in Eukaryota, Fungi, Basidiomycota, Agaricomycetes, Boletales, Suillaceae. The record is from RefSeq and is a predicted model, not a curated record. The coding region runs from base 234 to 1151 and encodes 305 amino acids. The transcript has 8 exons.